This is a messenger RNA of Penaeus vannamei (Pacific white shrimp), 836 nucleotides long. The record is from RefSeq and is a predicted model, not a curated record. NCBI's taxonomy places the organism in Eukaryota, Metazoa, Arthropoda, Malacostraca, Decapoda, Penaeidae.
GGAGGCGGAGGUGCGCGACGGCGGCAAGACGGCGGCGGCGACGACGGCGGCCCCGGCCUCCCCUACCUCCGCGCCAUGGACCUGCCGACGCUCCUGCCGGCGGCGCUGGGCGUGGGCGCGGGGCUGGUCAUCAUCAUCAUCAUCCUGAUCCUGCUCAUCACCUUCCGCACGCGCCGCCCACGCCCGCGGCCCGAGGAGGCGCACCUGCGCUCCCCCAGCGACCACUCCCUCGCCAGCGACCAGAAGUCGCUCUCGGGCCACAGGUCGCCGCCCCCGAGCGCGACGCAGGAGGGCCUCAGGUCGCCCGGGGAUGGGCGGCCGCCCGCGACGCUGACGCCGGGGAGUGGGCGGGGGGCCGUGCCACGACAGGGACAAGCAGGUGGAGGCCGAGAGCGACCAGGAGCCCGACGUGAUCCCCCUCCAGGAGGCACUCGCCGCCCCGCCCUCCUCCCAGCCACUGUCCUGCCGCCCGUUUGCUACCAUUACCCACCCUCGACGCCCACCCCGCCCGCAUGGUGAGUGUGUGAGCCCUUACAGCGCACCAGGGAGGCGAUGAGGAUUGAGAGCUAUAUAGGUCCCUGGUGCCCUGGCUAAUGACGCCGCCCUCAACCAUGUUGCUUCACCGGCAGACGAGUCCUCGCUACGGGCGCCUGGGCGUGGCCGGCUCCGGGGGCUCCGACCCCCCCAGGGGACCCCUCGACCCCCUGCGGUCGUCCCAGCUCCACCACGCGCACCAGCAGCGCCCCCUGCACCACCUCCAGCAGCAGGACAAGCGGCCUCCUCUCCCGCAGGACGCCCAACACAGUCAACAGCUGUUCUCCUCCCUCCCGCGGGGC